Phycomyces blakesleeanus NRRL 1555(-) is the source of this 417-nucleotide messenger RNA. RefSeq lists its product as hypothetical. The record is from RefSeq and is a predicted model, not a curated record. Lineage: Eukaryota; Fungi; Mucoromycota; Mucoromycetes; Mucorales; Phycomycetaceae. The transcript is spliced from 3 exons. The coding region runs from base 1 to 417 and encodes 138 amino acids.
AUGCAAUUAUAUCACCUGUUACAAGUUCUGUGCGUCUUGUGGGCCAUCGUACAGUCUACUGAUGGUUAUUGCGUCUACAACGAUGAUUCUGAAGGCACGUCAAUCAGCAUUCAAGCUGAUCAAGUUAGACUAGGAAGCUACAGCAGUUCUUUUAAGCGAACUGCUAUGAGCGCUGGUGACAAAGGAUGUUGUCCAUAUGAUAAUGAAGAUUGCUGUGACCGCCCAGAGAGGGAUGCCACAGCUUCACUUUUGAUUACAGAAGACGAUGGUAUCUCACUUGGACCUUCUGUGCAUAUCAGUCUACAGUGUGGCGGGUGGAUUGUGUACGGUGGAAACAAGGCUGAUAGAAGGAUUCAAAGCUACACUCACGAUGGUGUUCUCUAUGACUCCCCGCGCGCUUUUACUAAAGCCGAUUGA